This is a messenger RNA of Benincasa hispida (wax gourd), 1660 nucleotides long. RefSeq names its product UV-B-induced protein At3g17800, chloroplastic. The record is from RefSeq and is a predicted model, not a curated record. NCBI's taxonomy places the organism in Eukaryota, Viridiplantae, Streptophyta, Magnoliopsida, Cucurbitales, Cucurbitaceae.
AAUAAUAUAAAAAGUAUCCUUCGUGGAACGUAACACACUUGUUUCUGUUUUGGACAUCAAGACUCUAAAAUUCAGCUCUCCCACGUCUCUUUGUUUCAUCCAUUUCUUCUCUCCGGAACCAUCCGACCACCACCUUCCUCUAGGGUUUCGCUUCUUCUCCGGGCUCGCAUGGAAGCUGCCAUGGCAACUGUGAUCGGAUCUCCCAUUGGAGCUUUUGCUCGCCUAAAUUCUACUGGAAGAUCGGAAAUCUUCGGCAACGGACUUGGUUUUGUGCGCUUUCCUUCCCUAUCUCAUGUCCCAAUUCGUGUAUCUUACUCCAAACUCUGGAAUAAGAAAUUAGGCUCUGGAAUUAGAAGAAGCACGGUAGUUAGGGCAUCCAUGGAUGCGGAGUCAUCUGAAUCAGAUGAUCCUAUUGCUCCCCUUCAGUUGGAGUCUCCAAUUGGGCAGUUUUUGACUCAAAUCUUGGUUAGCCAUCCCCAUCUUGUCCCUGCUGCUGUUGAGCAACAGCUUGAGCAGCUUCAAAUUGACCGUGAUGCCGAGGGGAAUAAGGAGGCUUCUGGUUCUGGUACUGAUUUGGUUUUGUACAGGAGAAUUGCUGAGGUCAAGGCAAAUGAAAGGAAAAAAGUUUUAGAAGAAAUCCUAUAUGCUUUGGUAGUACAGAAAUUCAUGGAUGCUAAUGUUCCCCUGAUACCUGCAAUAACUCCUUUAUCUUCUGAUGUUUCUGGCCGAGUUGACACUUGGGCUGCUAAUGAUGAUAGCCUUGAGCAUCUUCACUCGCCUGAAGCAUAUGAAAUGAUUCAGAACCACCUCGCUCUCAUCCUUGGGAACAGGGUGGGUGACUCAACCUCAGUAGUACAAAUAAGCAAACUCAGGGUUGGCCAGGUCUAUGCUGCUUCAGUGAUGUAUGGCUACUUUCUUAAGCGAGUUGACCAGCGCUUUCAGCUUGAGAAGACUAUGAAAGUUCUUCCAAAAGCAUCAAAUGUAGAAGAGGGUAUAAUCCAGCAAGUUAUUGGAGAGGAUGUGAGACCUAAUGUGGGAGAGAACUCACCACCUGUUUCACCACAUCCCGAAAUCUCUUCCUGGCCCGAUCAUGAUGGGAACGGUGUUGGGGGAUUUGGUCAAGGUAUAAAAGCUUCUAGACUGCGCAAUUACGUAAUGGCCUUUGAUGGGGAGACACUUCAGAGAUAUGCAACAAUAAGAUCCAAAGAGGCUGUCGGCAUCAUCGAGAAGCACACAGAAGCAUUGUUUGGUAGACCUGAAAUUGCUAUAACACCUCAAGGAACCAUCGAUCCUUCCAAAGAUGAACAGUUGAAGAUUAGCUUCGGUGGUUUGAAGGGAUUGGUUUUGGAAGCUGUCACUUUUGGUUCUUUCCUCUGGGAUGUCGAAAGCUAUGUGGAUUCAAGGUACCAUUUUGUUGUGAGUUGAGCUAAAUGCCAUUCCUGCCAGAAGUAUGUUUGUACUAAUACCAACUUAAUCUGUGCGGGUCAUGCUGUAUAUUAACUACGUAUGUGAUUCUGACUGAUCAAAAACUAUACAAAUUUAGGGGGAAAGAGUUUCAUUUUUUAGGCUUUACAGGAAUUUUCACAACAUACUGUUAUAGAAUUCGUUUCAACUUUCUUCCCUUCUUUCUGUGCACAACCCACAUCGACACGUUCUGUUA